AUGUCUCGAAUUGUUCUUCCUACUAUUUCAGUGCGCUCCUCUGACACUUUAUCUUUGCGCAUAGUCAUUGCGACCUCAGGGCCAUCCUCUAACUAUCCGCAACGUGCAUAUCGGAAUCCUCUAGAUGCCUUAGUGAACUUCCUCGACGCCAAGCAUGGCAAGAACUGGUGGAUUUGGGAAUUUCGUGCUGAGGGCACUGGAUACCCUGACUCGGAGGUCUAUGGACGAAUCCACCAUUACCCAUGGCCGGACCAUCAUCCGCCGCCGUUUGCGCUCAUCCCAGCAAUCAUGGGAAGCAUGAGGAAUUGGCUGCAGAGACUAGAUGAUCCAGAUGGCGAGGGGAAGCCACAGCCUGCGGAAGGGAAGAGAGUGGCCGUUGUGCAUUGCAAAGCCGGUAAAGGACGCAGUGGGACCAUCGCGUGCAGCUACUUGAUCAGCCAAGAGGGAUGGAAGAUGGAAGAUGCCCUUCAGCGGUUCACCCAGAGGCGGAUGAGAGUUGGAUUCGGGCAUGGUGUGAGUAUCCCCAGCCAACUGCGCUGGGUGGGAUACGUCGACCGGUGGGCGAAUCAGAUGGGCAAGAAGUAUAUUGAGCGGCCGGUUGAGAUCCUCGAGCUGCAUGUCUGGGGCCUGAGAGAUGGCGUCAAAGUUGCCAUUGGGGGGUUUGUCGACGAGGGCAAGAAGAUCAAGUGUUUCCACUUGUUCCAUCGCAGCGAACGAACGGUCGUUGACGAUGGCAAGACCACAUAUCCGGCGAAGAACACUCAAAAUGGCAGCGAGAGCAGCACCAGCAAACCAGAUACGACCGCCGACUCGCCCUUACCCGCUUCCCAGACUUCUACAUGGUCAAGCACCAUCGCUUCCACUUCCUCCCCUGACUCCACAGUCACUGCGCCCCUAGCAUCAGGACCUGAAGGCCUCAGCGCUGCUCCCCAAAGACGCAUCUCGGCCGUCAUCCUCCGCCCCAGCACACCAGUCGUCCUCCCCUCCUCCGACGUGAACAUCGACUUCGAACGGCGCAGCAAAGCCGCCUACACCGGUUGGGCAAUGGUGACCUCCAUCGCCCACGUCUGGUUCAACGCCUACUUCGAAGGCGGCGACAAACACGACUCGGGCGUCUUCGAGGCAGACUGGGAGUCCCUGGACGGGAUCAAGGGUUCCACAAAACGGGGCGUCAAAGCGCUCGACCGCCUCAAGGUCGUCUGGCGGUACGCACCACCUUCCCGCUUCGGUAUCCGCGAGCCCGGAAAGGACGACACCGCCAUCAUGGCGCAAGCCAUCACCGAGCCGAAACCAGGCGAGCCGAUCCGCGAAAGCCACCCGGCCGACUGGCGUGGCCAGGAAACAGGCGCAGCCGACGAGCACGAGCACGAGCAGGAGCACAUUCCCACGCGAAUCGCCGAGCUCGAGAAUCAUCACACCGGAACCAAGGGUCUUACGACCGCGACAGACCAUCCGUUGCUCACGAGCGUUAGUACGGCGGCUGCUACUGCGGUAUCGGCGACUGCACACUCGAUUCACGGGCUUAGCAAGGAGCUGGGGCUGCGGAAGCAGACGGAUGAGAGUAAAGAUGUCAGUCUUGCGGAGAGCGAUGUGGAAUCAGGACAAUCGAAGAUCGGUGCGGCCGGGAUGGAUCGGGAACAGUCGGCCAAGGAAGAUGAGAAUGGGGAUGAUUUCAAAGGCGUCCGGCCCUAUUUUGGGAACAAUGGUGAUAAUUCGGAGCACCAUUCCGGCGAGGCUGACUCUACGAGAAGUCCGCAAUAG
Molecule: messenger RNA, 1761 nt
Organism: Aspergillus thermomutatus
Lineage: Eukaryota; Fungi; Ascomycota; Eurotiomycetes; Eurotiales; Aspergillaceae
Product: putative phosphatidylinositol-3,4,5-trisphosphate 3-phosphatase
Exons: 1
Coding region: 1-1761 (586 amino acids)
Biological process (GO): protein dephosphorylation; cell motility; regulation of phosphatidylinositol 3-kinase/protein kinase B signal transduction
Cellular component (GO): cytosol; nucleus; plasma membrane
Molecular function (GO): protein tyrosine/serine/threonine phosphatase activity; protein tyrosine phosphatase activity; phosphatidylinositol-3,4,5-trisphosphate 3-phosphatase activity
Source: RefSeq, a predicted model, not a curated record